Molecule: messenger RNA, 1493 nt
Organism: Anopheles cruzii
Lineage: Eukaryota; Metazoa; Arthropoda; Insecta; Diptera; Culicidae
Exons: 1
Coding region: 47-1114 (355 amino acids)
Biological process (GO): regulation of transcription by RNA polymerase II
Cellular component (GO): transcription regulator complex; nucleus
Molecular function (GO): DNA binding
Source: RefSeq, a predicted model, not a curated record
UUGUGUGUCGCGCGCUUUGUGGUAAACAGAUUCCUCUGAACCUGCGAUGGGGCCGAACAAAAUCACACAGGAGGAUCAGCAGUUCAACAUAAACUUUGUGGGAGAAGUGAAAAAGCAUAUGUGUCUGUUUGAUAGCAACAGUUCGGAGUAUAAACAAGCCGCGAUGCAGGACAAAGCUUGGUCCGCUGUGUCCGCGGCAGUGGACGAAUCGGUUGACACUUGCAAGAAACGGUGGCGCAACUUGCGCUGCUGUAUGACCCGUUACCUCAAGUCUCUGCGGGACAACAACGAGUCAUCGGCCCCCUUCCGCCGGAAGCCGUACUAUCUGUAUCAACACAUGCAGUUCGUUCUGCCGUACCUGAAAGUCAAGGACGACGCAGCCAGCAAUUCGUACGAGGCGGAUGACUCGAACUGGGACAAACAUAACUCAUCGACCGUUCCGGUCCCGGUGACCCUCAUCAAGACCAACGAUGAAGAGGAAACGGAGGAGGAAGCGCAAGAGAUAGAAACGAUCGACGUGCAGGAAGAGGACCAGCAGCAGCUGAAACAGAGCAUCAUCCAAUCUAUCAAAAUCCUAGGGCAAGAAACGCAAACCCAUCCCGCGCACGAGCACCAUCACCACGAGCAGCAUGACGCCACUCCGGAAGAGGCCGCUACGACGACUACGACCACCACUACGUAUGAAAUCAUUGCUGCCCCGACUCCCAGCAAGCAAGCGAGGCUUUCGAAUGCCCAACCGAAUGCAGGUUCCGCGAGUCCGACCGACAUCGGUAUGCAAACGGCCGCUGACACGAAAAAGGAUAUAAUGCUCCAACGACAGUUCUACACCCUAACGGGAAACACAGCCCCAGCGACGUCAAACCUUCCGAUGUUCACAUCGCCCCCGAUGGGCCACCAACCGCAGACGACCACCUUCGCCCAGCCAUGUCCGGGACAGCUACAGCCUACCGCACAGACCUUUGCCCUCAUACAAACGCCCCCGACGGUGGCGAACGAUGCGGAUCACAACUUCUUCCAGAGUCUCGUCCCGGACAUUCAGUCCAUGACGAUGGAGCAAAAGCGGAAGCUCAAAAUUGGAAUUUUACAACUAAUCGACACGAUUCUGAAUUCGUAGAACCCCUCCAGAAGCGGCAGCCGCAAGUCCACUAGACUUAUGCCAAUUCAGCUUAUUGUUUACAUUUAAUUUUAAGUUAGGCAAACGGGAACAGACAGAGACCGUAGGAGCAGAUUUCGGGUUAUAAACGUUGCAUGAUCCAACAGAGGAAAACUACAUCAAUCAGAUGUAGCCCUUCAAUGCCAGCGGCCGUCGGAGGCCGUCCAAUACGCCCUCUCCAUAGGCUUGUGCAAUGUCACCAUCUUUAAGCCCUUCUAAACACUGAGAGCUCCCCGGAAAGAAAAAGUUAUUUUGAUUUGUAAAAUCGCAUUGUAAAAUCUUUUCAACUAGACACUACUUUUCAUUGUGCAGCUUAAGAGUUGCGUAAUUACUUUUAAGU